This is a messenger RNA of Puma concolor (puma), 3374 nucleotides long. RefSeq names its product epidermal growth factor receptor pathway substrate 15 (gene EPS15). The record is from RefSeq and is a predicted model, not a curated record. Lineage: Eukaryota; Metazoa; Chordata; Mammalia; Carnivora; Felidae. Gene Ontology annotation, cellular component: plasma membrane; cytoplasm; clathrin coat of coated pit. Gene Ontology annotation, molecular function: calcium ion binding; cadherin binding. Gene Ontology annotation, biological process: endosomal transport; endocytosis.
ACCAUGGCUGCGGCGGCCCAGUUCUCCUUGACACAGUUAUCAAGUGGGAAUCCUGUGUAUGAAAAGUACUACAGACAGGUCGAUACAGGCAAUACUGGAAGGGUAUUGGCUUCUGAUGCUGCUGUUUUCCUGAAAAGAUCAGGGCUUCCAGAUUUGAUACUUGGAAAGAUUUGGGAUUUAGCUGACACAAAUGGCAAAGGAAUUCUGAACAAACAAGAAUUCUUUGUUGCUUUGCGUCUUGUGGCAUGUGCCCAGAAUGGAUUGGAGGUUUCACUGAGUAGCUUGAACCUGGCUGUUCCUCCACCAAGAUUUCAUGAUACCGGUAGUCCUUUGCUAGUCAGUGGAACCUCUGUAGCCGAGCUCCCAUGGGCUGUAAAAUCUGAAGAUAAGGCCAAAUAUGAUGCAAUUUUUGAUAGUUUAAGCCCAGUGAAUGGAUUUCUUUCUGGUGAUAAGGUGAAACCAGUGUUGCUCAACUCUAAGUUACCUGUGGAUAUCCUUGGAAGAGUUUGGGAGUUGAGUGACAUUGACCAUGAUGGAAUGCUUGACAGAGAUGAGUUUGCAGUUGCCAUGUUUUUGGUAUACUGCGCAUUGGAGAAAGAACCUGUGCCAAUGUCCUUGCCUCCUGCCUUGGUGCCACCUUCUAAGAGAAAAACGUGGGUUGUAGCCCCUGCAGAAAAGGCUAAAUAUGAUGAGAUCUUCUUGAAAACUGAUAAAGAUAUGGAUGGAUUUGUGUCUGGAUUGGAAGUCCGUGAAAUUUUCCUGAAGACAGGUUUACCUUCUACUUUACUAGCCCAUAUUUGGACAUUAUGUGACACAAAGGACUGUGGGAAGCUUUCAAAGGAUCAGUUUGCCUUGGCUUUUCACUUAAUCAAUCAAAAGUUAAUAAAGGGCAUUGAUCCUCCUCACAUUCUUACUCCUGAGAUGGUUCCACCAUCAGACAGGGCCAGUUUACAGAAGAACAUCAUAGGAUCAAGUCCUGUUGCAGAUUUCUCUGCUAUUAAGGAGCUAGAUACCCUUAACAAUGAAAUAGUUGACCUACAGAGGGAAAAGAAUAAUGUGGAGCAGGACCUUAAGGAGAAAGAAGAUACUAUUAAACAGAGGACAAGCGAGGUUCAGGAUCUUCAAGAUGAAGUUCAAAGGGAGAAUACUAAUCUGCAAAAAUUACAGGCCCAGAAACAGCAAGUACAGGAACUCCUUGAUGGACUGGAUGAGCAGAAAUCCCAGCUUGAGGAGCAACUGAAGGAAGUUAGAAAGAAAUGCGCUGAGGAGGCCCAGCUGAUCUCAUCCCUGAAAGCUGAAUUGACUAGUCAAGAAUCACAGAUCUCCACUUACGAGGAAGAGCUGGCCAAAGCUAGGGAGGAGCUGAGUCGCUUACAGCAAGAAACGGCAGAAUUGGAGGAGAGUGUGGAGUCAGGGAAGGCUCAGCUCGGACCUCUUCAGCAGCACCUCCAAGAUUCACAACAGGAAAUCAGUUCAAUGCAGAUGAAACUGAUGGAGAUGAAAGAGCUGGAAAACCAUAAUAAUCAGUUAAAUUGGUGCAGUAGCCCACACAGCAUUCUUGUAAAUGGUGCUACAGAUUAUUGCAGCCUCAGCACCAGCAGCAGUGAAACAGCUAACCUUAAUGAGCAUGCUGAAGGCCAAGGCAACCUGGAGUCUGAGCCCAUACACCAGGAAUCUCCAGCAAGAAGUAGUCCUGAAAUACUGCCUUCUGGUGUGACUGAUGACAACGAAGCGGUGACUACAGCUGUUAGUGAGAAAGUUUGUUCUGAAUUUAAUAGUGACAGACAUUCAAAAGAGGGAGAUCCAUUUAAUGUAGAAUCAAGUUCACUGCCUGAUCCAGUUGCAGAUACAAACUUGGAUUUUUUCCAGUCUGAUCCUUUUAUUGGCAGUGAUCCUUUUAAGGAUGAUCCUUUUGGGAAAAUUGAUCCAUUUGGAGGUGAUCCUUUCAAAGGUUCAGAUCCAUUUGCAUCUGACUGUUUCUUCAAGCAGUCCUCUACUGAUCCUUUUGCCACUUCAAGUACCGACCCUUUCAGCGCAGCCAACAAUGGCAGUAAUACUUCGGUAGAAACAUUGAAGCACAAUGAUCCUUUUGCUCCUGGUGGAACAGUUGUUGUUGCAGCAAGUGAUUCAGCCACAGAUCCCUUUGCUUCUGUUUUUGGAAAUGAAUCAUUUGAAGGUGGAUUUGCUGACUUCAGCACAUUAUCAAAGGUCAACAAUGAAGAUCCUUUUGGUUCAGCCACAUCAAGCUCUGUCAAUAAUGUGGUCAUUAAAAAAAAUGUGCUUGAGGAAACAUCAGUCAAAAGUGAAGAUGUACCCCCAGCACUGCCACCAAAGACUGGAACUCCAACAAGACCCUGCCCACCACCACCUGGGAAAAGACCCAUCAACAAAUUGGAUUCUUCUGAUCCUUUUAAACUGAAUGAUCCAUUUCAGCCUUUCCCAGACAAUGAUAGCCCUAAAGAAAAAGAUCCUGAUAUGUUUUGUGAUUCAUUCACUUCUACUACUACCACUGCUACCACUACCAAUAAAGAGGCUGACCCAAGCAAUUUUGCUAACUUCAGUGCUUAUCCCUCUGAAGAAGAUAUGAUCGAAUGGGCCAAGAGGGAAAGUGAGAGAGAGGAAGAGCAGAGGCUUGCCCGAUUGAAUCAGCAAGAGCAGGAAGACUUAGAACUGGCUAUUGCACUCAGCAAAUCUGAGAUAUCAGAAGCAUGAAGAAUUCUCCUGUCCUUUGUCAACCAUACAGUAUUCUUCUUCCUGAAUACUGAAGCUCUUUACAGUGUGUAUGAAAACUACCUAUGAGCAUGGGAAUACAAAAGGUUUGCAAUUCCUGUAAAUGUGACAAAAGUUUGUUUUGGUUUUUUGUUUUUGUUUCUUACUCCAUUUCAGAUUUGUCUUUUUUUUUUUCUUUCCACCUAUAAAAGCAGUAACCCAGUCAGACAACUUCACCUACACCCCUAUUCUGGUGUGCAUUUACUGUGAGCUUUUGCCUGCCUGUGCUUUUACUUGUAAAGCUAGAGUACCCAAGCUUCUGCCUUCUGGAAUAUACAGAAAUAGUUUCAUCCCUGUGCUACCCUUGUUCUGUAGUUACUCUGAUGAUAGCCAGUGGGGUUCUUAAAGUUUGCAGUACUCUUCUCUGAUUUGAAUGGUUGAGGGAGGGGAAGGGAAAGAACAUCCUAUUUCUUUUAUGAUAGUGAAAAUUGGCUAGUUUAAAGUAUAUGUUUGUAUUUCCUUAUAAUGAAUACCGUUCAAUUUGUUUUUUAUAGACCAGGAAAAAUAUUUUGCGUAAAUUGACUCCACUAUUGAAAAAGGAAUACUUUAGAUUGAACCAUUACAGCUUCAGAUUCAAUCUUGUCCUAAAUAAAAAUGUUAAAGCC